Neodiprion virginianus is the source of this 2101-nucleotide messenger RNA. RefSeq lists its product as uncharacterized. Lineage: Eukaryota; Metazoa; Arthropoda; Insecta; Hymenoptera; Diprionidae. Gene Ontology annotation, cellular component: membrane. Gene Ontology annotation, biological process: sodium ion transmembrane transport. The coding region runs from base 156 to 1508 and encodes 450 amino acids. The transcript has 5 exons. Gene Ontology annotation, molecular function: ligand-gated sodium channel activity. The record is from RefSeq and is a predicted model, not a curated record.
AACGCUGACAGUAAUUGCUCGUAGUCCUGAUUUCGAGCGAGAUUUAAACGCAACGAAGAUGCGCGCGUGCGAUAUGCUCGAGUGCAUAACGACGACGCGAUCAUGCAAGGCUUCCUAGCAUCCUAGGUGUCACUCGAUAGUGAAAUAGUGACGCAAUGCCGUGCCCGGAGAACUAUAAACCGUCACAAGCGCUGCUCAGGUUGAGCCUCCGCAGCCGCGGCCAAGAAUAUCCAAGAGUGGCUGCUCUUCACGGCAUUGCAUAUGUCGCCGACCCGACAAGACCGCGAGCAGAGAGAAUCGCCUGGUGUGUUUGCGUUUUAAUAUCGAGUGCUGCGGCGUUGGGCAUUAUUGUUACGCUUAUGGACAGAUUCCAGACUGAUCCGAUGUUGGAGAGCUUGGAUGUCCGACUUGACGGCGCUCCGAUUCCUUUACCAAAAAUUUAUGUCUGUCCUCCUUGGGAAUCGUUUGAAGAAAAUGGUGCAAAUAAGAAGCCCGGCAACGAUGUUUACAAACGUCUCUACAAAUGGGACCUUAGCAGGCCUCUGCAUGGUGUAAACUUAACUAAUUCUGAUGAAUCCGCACGUGCUCGGGAGUUUUUCGUUCAGCAUUCACCAAAGUGCGAAAGUUUCAUCCGAAACUUCUCUGUGAACGGAAUACAAUUCAACUGUUCCUCUUUCGAGAGCUUUUUUGGGUCAGCGGGCAAAUGCUUUACUGUCCCAUCUGUGGAUAUUGUUAUCGAUACCGUCGAAAUCAACUUCAGCUUUAGCCCGAGGUUCUACCCAACAAGAAUUUAUGUGGCUCUACGCGAAGAUCCAGAUGUCCUGAUGCAUCUUCCGUUUCACAUUUUUCUGUUUCCAUCGACCGUAACGGUGGAUCUGCAAGAAACGUACACGUCACCGGAAGCCAGAGUGCUCGCACGAUUUCAGCGAAAAUGUUAUUUUCCGGGAGAGCAGCCUCCCGUUGUGAAAUGCGUGCUCGAUUGUCAGGUGGCCAACUCUCUCGAACACUGUGAUUGUGUUCCUUGGUACCUUGCCAGGGUUGGUGUCAAGGAGUGUCCGAUAAACAGAUACGAGUGCUUGAGCAGCAAGUCCGCAGAGAUAUUGGACGUGUCGAGGUGUCUAUGCCGGCUGUCCUGCGCCAACAUUGCCUUCAAGAAAGUCCAGUUCGAUAUGAAGUCAGCAUCCGAAAACUGCGAUAUGAAAAUAAUGGCAAGGUCCAAGGUGAAGUUUAGAAGAACGGUUCGGUUCGGCUGGAUCGAUUUACUCGUAUCUUUUGGCGGUAUAGCCGGUCUUUUUCUUGGAUCUUCGCUUUUAUCAGGGGUUGAAUUCGGCUAUUAUUUCUCUCUACGAACCUAUUGCGGUGCCGUACUUACUGCACCAAAGCGCAGAUACAACAUCACGAAAAUAAAGGUUAUCGAUGGCGUGUGGUCGGUAAGUUACCCGACGGGAACGCGGAAGAGGCUUGUCUUACCGAGAGAUGAAACUACCACCUAUGAUUACGUAAAUUGAGCUUUCGUUCAUACGGCUGUAGCUUUUUUUUAUCUCUGAGUAUAACGUGAGUACACUGAUUGGACAAGCGUAGUAAACGAAUAAUCUAAGUAAAUUGUAGAUCACUUUCCCUAUCAAGCUGAAAAUUGUCCUAUAAAUGAUACGGACAUCAUAACACGGUUGGUGAAAAUCUUGACGAAAGCUUCGGUAAUUCAAGAAAUUACACCGCUUGUUGGUAAUACAACAUAUUAUUAAUUGGAUUAUCGACUGAACUAAAUUAUUGUACAACUACUAAUUGACACGCAAGCACGGUUGUUCGCCUGUAAACUAAGGUAACGUGUUUUUUAUCGACGCAAGUUUCAAACGACACCAGCUACCUACAGAAUCAGCAGCUUUGACCAGUUAUCCGUUAAAACAGCACUGCAAUCAGUAACCAUGUAAUCUUGACACCAGUAUUCUUAAUCCUUACUCGAAUUAAAGAUUUGAAAAUGAUUAUGAGUUAGAUGAAUUACAUUACUAUUAUGGUUGUUUAAUUAUGUGUUCUGGGGAUUUUUGAAUUGGUCGAACAGUUUUUUGUGUAAUGGGCAAGGGAUAAGUCAAUUACUUCAAAGUGU